Molecule: messenger RNA, 2058 nt
Organism: Peromyscus maniculatus bairdii (prairie deer mouse)
Lineage: Eukaryota; Metazoa; Chordata; Mammalia; Rodentia; Cricetidae
Gene: Poc1a
Product: POC1 centriolar protein A
Biological process (GO): cilium assembly
Cellular component (GO): ciliary basal body; centriole
Molecular function (GO): protein binding
Source: RefSeq, a predicted model, not a curated record
CGGAGGAACCAAUCAUCCUGAGGUCCCGAGGGGCGAGUAACCGGUUCUCAAUGGCGCCUUGGGCGGAAGCUUGAAGGCAGCACCAAACAGCAACACCAGUGUCCUCCUUCCGGUAUCCUUAAGGCCGUCACCCUGAACGUGGGCGGGACGCGGCGACUCCGCCGGCGUUGCUAUUGGCGGCGAUUGGGGGCGCGGAAACUGAACUGGCACAACUGCCGCCGCCACUACCUCGGGAUUUUGGGGUGCUGCUGGUCCUGCCAGCCCUGCCAGCCCCGCCAUGGCCGCUCCCACCCCGGAUGACCCCUCACUGGAGAGGCAUUUUAAGGGCCACCGAGAUGCAGUCACCAGUGUGGACUUCAGUCUCAACACGAAGCAGCUGGCCAGCGGCUCCAUGGACUCAUGCCUCAUGAUCUGGCACAUGAAGCCCCAGUCACGUGCCUAUCGCUUCACGGGCCACAAGGACGCUGUGACUUGUGUGAACUUCUCCCCGUCAGGACACCUGCUUGCCUCAGGCUCCAGAGACAAGACUGUUCGCAUCUGGGUCCCCAAUGUCAAGGGUGAGUCAACCGUGUUUCGUGCACACACGGCCACAGUGAGGAGUGUCCACUGGUGCAGUGAUGGCCAGUCGCUCGUGACAGCCUCUGAUGACAAGACAGUCAAGGUGUGGUCAACUCAUCGCCAGAGAUUCCUAUUUUCCCUGAGCCAGCACAUCAACUGGGUCCGCUGUGCAAAGUUCUCCCCUGACGGGCGGCUCAUCGUGUCUGCCAGUGACGACAAGACUGUCAAGCUGUGGGACAAGACCAGCCGGGAGUGCGUCCACUCAUACUGUGAGCAUGGCGGCUUUGUCACCUACGUGGACUUCCACCCCAGUGGGACGUGCAUCGCCGCCGCGGGCAUGGACAACACAGUGAAGGUGUGGGACGUGCGGACUCACCGGCUGCUGCAGCACUAUCAGUUACACAGUGCAGCCGUGAACGGCCUCUCCUUCCACCCAUCGGGAAGCUACCUCAUCACAGCCUCCAGCGACUCAACCCUGAAGAUCCUGGACCUGAUGGAGGGCCGGCUGCUCUACACACUCCAUGGGCACCAGGGACCUGCUACCACCGUUGCCUUUUCAAGAACGGGGGCGUAUUUUGCUUCUGGAGGAUCUGAUGAGCAGGUGAUGGUUUGGAAGAGUAACUUUGAUGUUGUUGAUUAUGGAGACGUGAAAGUACAGAGGCCUCCACCCCUGGCCAGCUCUGCUGGGAAUCUGCCAGAAAUGGAUUUGCAUGGCCCACCAGCCAGAGACAAGAGUCUGGAGUCAGUGCAAGGCCAGCCCCAAGAGCCUGUCAGUGUGCCCCAGACGCUGACCAGCACGCUGGAGCACAUCGUGGGCCAGCUGGACGUCCUCACACAGACAGUGUCCAUCCUGGAGCAGCGGUUGACCCUGGCAGAAGACAAGCUGAAGCAGUGCCUGGAGAACCAGCAGCUAAUCAUGCAGAGAACGCCAUCAUGAUCGGGGGCAAGAAUCAGGAGCUCAGUCCGUUAGGGAUUUGUACGGGGACAUGAGUAAAUAAAUAAAGGGAGCCACAUCCGUGCCCAGGCUGGGAUUGGGUGCUCCUGCCCCCUCACCCCCAAGUGCUGUUUGUACUGGAGCCUCCCCACCCGACCAUAGGACGCUCCCGGUGGGCAGUGCCACACAGAGGGAGACUUGAGACCCUGCUGGCAGGACCACACUCGGUUUAACCAAAAGGAACCACUUGGACUGUGCGCUUCCUCAGAGUCCUAAGAUGGCGGCGCACUGUCUAGAGAGCCUUGCUAGGUUUUCAUUCACCUCACCUUCAGGUCCCUGACUGGCUUCUAAGUUGGCAGCUCAUUGCUUGGAUGAACCAAGAAUUCUCUCUCCAUCUGACCACCCCCCAGUCGGCCCAUCUGAGUCAGGUUUGUUCAGGAACAAGCUUGGUGGGAUGGGCAGGGCCUUUGCAAAUUCUUUAAUUUCUGUCACCACAUAGAUUCACCAGGGCCUGUGACUUCUUCAUGAGAACAAAGGAAUCUGAAAAUUAAAACCAAUUUGACUGA